Molecule: messenger RNA, 2030 nt
Organism: Odontomachus brunneus
Lineage: Eukaryota; Metazoa; Arthropoda; Insecta; Hymenoptera; Formicidae
Exons: 2
Coding region: 698-1156 (152 amino acids)
Source: RefSeq, a predicted model, not a curated record
CGUAUAUAUCGUCAGCUAGCCGGUCGGAGCUCAUUUUUCACGGACUGCCGAUUUUCCCGGCAACUGAAGCGUGCCCGACGCCGGUAUCCGCGCCGUCCGCUCGGGUUUGUCGUCGAGAAUCAACGGCGGAUCGGUUAGUCCGCGGCUGUUCGUUGCGCCGUUCGUUCACUCUUGCUGUCGACUGACUCACCGUCCCGCGGCUGCACUUGGACAGGCAGACCCACGCACAGGCAGACACACGUAGCCACGCACCCUGGCGUGCGGUCACCGCGGCCGCUGACAAGUUCAGGGUCCCAUCCCGAGGGUGACGAGAGGUCGGAGUACGCGACAGCGUAGGAGGUAUGUCGGGAAUAGCGUGACAGCCGAGAGCUCGUUUCCUGUGAGCCCGACACGAUCCCGGGUGAGAGGGAAGAGCGCUCAUCGACGUUGCGUUCGGAUGUCUCUGCGAUUCGAGGAAACGCUCGCCGGGUGCUCCGUGACUCGGACGGCCCGCCAGCGCGCCGAGAGUAGCUCGACGAUGUAAUAAAAGCCCAGGUGAAUCAGCGAGAGACAGCGAGAGACAGCGAGAGAGAGAGAGAGAGAGAGAGAAAGAGAGAGACAGAGAGAGAAAGAGAGCGAGAGGGCGUGGACGUAAGCGCGAGCAGAUUCCGUCAGUGGAUUUCCGGCGUGAGCCCGUUCUUCAUGAACGCGAGGAAAGAUGCUGUCGAGAGUUAGCCUGGUCGCGAUUCUGCUGGCCCUCAACUGUCUGAUCCGCGCGGUCGAGUGCACGAGGUCGCCGCCGCGGGAGAAACGCCACGAGACCGAGGGAGACGUCGCGCCCGCCAGGCGGCUCCUCAGGUACACGCGUGGCAAUGUCACGUCGGAAGGCCCACCCCCUCUCACCUCGCCUGACAACGUCGCCAAAGACAAGCUGGCCGAGGUGGACUUUGGGGAUGCGCAUUCCAAGAUCGGUGUCGCGAAGGAAAAAGAUCGACCACGAGACCGGAAAAAGCGGAUGGACCGCACGAUGAUGGCGUUGCUGAUGGCGUACAAGCUGAAAUUCAUCGCCCUGAUACCAACCAUGAUCGGCGGCCUGAUCCUCUUGAAGGGCACGACGCUGCUCGCGGGAUUCUUCUUCGCCCUGUUCGCCGCCGUCCUCGGCCUGAAAGUGCACUGACAACGUGAUCUGAGGUCUGUCCUUUGUAACCGAACUGCUGCGCAUUUUCGAAACUUAAAGAGAAACAAGCAUAUAGCCGUGACACUUGAUGUAAAAAAGACAGAGAAUUAGUGCAAGCUGAUGCAGCCAGUUCAGCUACAAAGAACAGACCGCUGGAUUUGCGGGGGAAAGAGAGAAAGAGAGGGGGAGGGCGGAGGAAGAAACAAAUCGAGAGAUACACGAAGAAGUGUGAGGAUGACGUGAUGACUUUAUUUCGUAAUAAUUUAAAAUCUUAGACUAAUGUAAUUGUAUCGUCGUUUUAUCACCGACAAAAUACGGAGUAAGCCUGCGUGUGCACCAAGGCCGAAUUUAUAAUCGCUUCUCGGGUCGAACGUGCACGCGUUCGCGCACGCCGUCUCGUAAUACACGUAUGCCGCGUCGCCGUGCGCGCGUACCCUCGAACGGUGCGCGUCAGGUUGAAGUACUCUUCGUCAACGUCCGCAGGGUAAGAUGAUGGCCGCUUGCGCACGACGAACGUGAUCCGCGCGGAUCCCCCAUUAUCAUGAUCAUUACGAAAUGAACGUUGCGUCUUAGAAUGUAACAUAUGAGUUAUACGUAUAUGAGUUAUUAAUUAAUAAAUGUUGACAGUGGAUGGAAUUAGUAACCUCUUAUUCGCUAGUGUCCAACGUCUCUCGAAUGGCGGUCCCUAUCUGUCUUUGUUUCUGUGGUUCUUUCUUGCGUUCUUGUCGCUUUAAGUCGUCGUUCUUACACUGAGAAAAAAAUACCUAAAAAUUUAUUGGGCCAUAAAGUUUAAUUUAGGAUAAAGUUCUGAAAAUUUAUGUAGGAUAAAGUUCUGAAAAUUAAAGUUUAUUUGUAAUAAAUUUAUUCCACAAUU